Triplophysa dalaica is the source of this 2015-nucleotide messenger RNA. Its product is annotated as protein lifeguard 2-like. Gene Ontology annotation, cellular component: Golgi apparatus; endoplasmic reticulum; membrane. Lineage: Eukaryota; Metazoa; Chordata; Actinopteri; Cypriniformes; Nemacheilidae. The record is from RefSeq and is a predicted model, not a curated record. Bases 157 to 996 code for a protein of 279 amino acids. The transcript is spliced from 11 exons. Gene Ontology annotation, biological process: negative regulation of apoptotic signaling pathway.
CGUGGAGGGGGUUUAAUUCUUAAAAGAACUGCGCAGCAUCACCAUUAUUAUCUGCGUACAGCAUCCCAGACAGGUGAAGAAAGUUAAGACUAUAACAUAAAGACACACCUUGCAUAACUGAGAAGAAUUAAACAGGCUAGGUUUAAAACUGUCACAAUGACGCAGGGAAAGGUUUCAGUAACAAGUAAGUCAAACAAUGACUCAGACAGUCAUACCCAGGCCCCGGCUCCUCCAUCGUAUAAUGAGGCUGUUGCUGGUGAAAGCCCUUGUUAUAGUGGAUCAUAUUCUGGUGAUGGAGAGAUGCUCACAGAAUUCACCUGGGAUGACCAAAAUAUCAGGAGGAUAUUUAUCCGCAAGGUGUACACCAUCCUGAUGGUGCAGCUUUCUAUCACAGUUGCUUUUGUGGCGCUUUUUGUUUUCUGUGAACCAGUGAAAUUUUACAUUCAGACCAACCCAGGCUGGUACUGGGCAUCAUAUGCAGUGUUUUUUGUCACAUAUCUCACCCUGUCCUGCUGCCGUGGCCCUCGGAGGCAGUUUCCAUGGAACCUGAUUCUGCUCAUAAUCUUUACUCUGUCACUUUCAUACAUGACAGGGAUGUUGUCCAGCUACUACAACACUAAAUCUGUCAUCAUCUGCCUGGGUAUUACAGCCUUGGUGUGUCUCAUCAUUACUAUUUUUAGCUUCCAAACAAAGUUUGACAUUACUUCCUACCAAGGCGUUCUGUUAGUUUUCUGUGCAACGUUGUGCAUUUGUGGACUUGUCCUGGCCUGCGUAUUGCCCUUUGGAUAUGUUCCAUGGUUGCAGGUUGUGUAUGCUGCUUUGGGAGCUAUACUGUUCUGCAUGUUCCUGGCAUUUGACACACAGAUGUUGAUGGGAAGCAAGCGGUAUACCAUAAGUCCAGAGGAGUACAUCUUUGCCACCCUAAGCUUAUACCUAGACAUUGUUUACAUCUUUUCCUUCUUUCUCCAGUUAUUUGGAACUCCCGAACGAGCAUAAAAUUUAUUAAAGUUCUUGGAGAUUUCUUGAUGUGCACAGGCCCAUGAAUUUCAAUCGAUUUUUUUUGUCUGAGCAAUCCGGUCUUCUCCAGCCUGAUAUGGAUUUACCGUUCCCCAUUGUUGUGUUUCAAACUAACCCCAACUUCUCUCCGGCUACAAUGUGGCACACUUUCGUCGUUAGAAUUAGGGAGGUCUUCAAUUGCAUAUACUGUGCAAACAUAUGUGCUCUCAUUGGUUGAAUUUUGACAACAUCCAUGUAGUUGUAAAAAUCAGUGUUAUUAGAUGCACUGUCAACAUCUCAGCGUAGGCUGUCACAAGCACUUCAGUACUGCUGAAGGAUCUCAUUUGCAAUAAAAGUGUAUUUAGCUUUUGCAUGAAAGUGAAUAUUUUUGCUAGAUAAUGUGCACAAAAAGCAUAUGUUAAAGCUGCUUUAAAGAAUGAGUUUAUCCAUAGAAUAUGUCAACUGUUUUCCUGUUUGUCCCUUCAAAUGUUUAUUUUAAUUGAUGUAUCUGCAUGAGGACAUUGAAAGAAAUCAUGAAAAAUGAUGGAGAUAUUGUGCUUAAUAUUUCAUAUCACAGUCUUAUUUAGUUUUUUAUGAUUGGCUGACAUGCAAAUUUGCAUUUACAUUAUAUACGUUUUCGUAUAUGACAUUUUUUGAAUUUCAUUUAAAAUGUUCACUGACAUUUUAAAGUCACUGUUUAUAUUUGUUGUUAUGUUUCUAUCACAUCCAAAACCUUUUUUUUCCAUUCUAGAGAGUUCUUAUGUACUAUCAUAGCUCACAUUUAUAUUUUUGAAGAAUAUGGGGCUGUGAAUAAUUUAGGAAGUGAACGCAGUUUACUUCAAGAAAUAUGUUUGAAAUGCAGUGCUAAAUUUAAGAUUUAAAUAUUGGUUACUGCAGUAAAAACUGUGUUGUCUAUCCCGUUGUUUUGAUUGUGAAUAUCAAGUAAAAUAAUGUGUUUGAAAAAAAAACGUGACGUAUUUUCUCUUGAACAAAAAUAAAGAAUUCCAUUUACUUUUUGA